AUGACUUAUAGUCCAGAGAGGGUGAAGCAAGAUCUCCAGACUAAGGCAUUCCUUUUCCCAAAACCAUCAGCUGAUUCCUAUGCGACUCUGAUCCCACUGCAGAACAAACAGCUGCAGAAAUUCACUGUGUGCCUGUGGACCUACUCAGAACUGACCCGGGGCUACUCUUUGUUCUCCUAUGCCACUGAAGUUUCGUACAAUGAGAUCCUCCUCUUCAGGGAUGAAGUUGGACAGUACAGUUUGACAGUUGGGGGAGAAGAGGUUACUUUCCAGGUGGAUGAGUCUACUCUUACCCCAGUGCAUAUCUGUGCCACUUGGGCAUCAGCCUCAGGGGUUGCUGAGAUAUGGAUAAAUGGUAAACCCCUGGUGAGGAAGAUUAUGCAAGUAGGGUAUACCUUAAGUGGGAAUGCCAAGAUCAUUCUGGGGCAAGACCAAGAUUUCUAUGGGGGUGGGUUUGAUAUAAAUCAGUCCUUUGUCGGGGAGAUUGGGAAUGUAAAUAUGUGGGAUUAUGUGCUUCCUCCCAAGGAGAUAAUGGCCAAUUGUAAUUGUGGCAAUAUCCUAAACUGGAAGAAGCUGAAAUAUGAGAAGCAUGGCCACAUGCUUACUGUUCCCCAUUUUUGGGUUUAA
Molecule: messenger RNA, 627 nt
Organism: Trichosurus vulpecula (common brushtail)
Lineage: Eukaryota; Metazoa; Chordata; Mammalia; Diprotodontia; Phalangeridae
Product: mucosal pentraxin-like
Exons: 2
Coding region: 1-627 (208 amino acids)
Biological process (GO): innate immune response
Molecular function (GO): complement component C1q complex binding; low-density lipoprotein particle binding
Source: RefSeq, a predicted model, not a curated record